Messenger RNA from Spinacia oleracea (spinach), 1583 nucleotides. RefSeq lists its product as uncharacterized. The record is from RefSeq and is a predicted model, not a curated record. NCBI's taxonomy places the organism in Eukaryota, Viridiplantae, Streptophyta, Magnoliopsida, Caryophyllales, Amaranthaceae. The coding region runs from base 873 to 1256 and encodes 127 amino acids. The transcript has 3 exons.
AGACCUUUUGUAAGAGGUAUAUAUGAGAGUUGUAUGCUCUAGAUUAUUUGAGAUAAAAUUAAUAUAUAUAUAUAUAGAACCCCUCUUAUAUAUAUAGUUAUAAUGAGAACCCCUCUUUUAAUGAGAACUCUCGUCCUCAACCCUUGAAUUUUGGUCGACGGCCAAGAUUAACGCUUAUUAAAACCCAUAAAUUUUUUAAGAACGUUAAAAAAUACUCCGUAUAAAACUCUAAAACAGAAAAUCUCGUAUGUCUCUCUCCUCGAUUCAUUACCCUCCUCCUUCCCUUUGAAUCCCUUCCCAUCUUCCUGCAAAUUGUAACUAUUCAAACACCAUGGAGUGUGACCUCAACAACGGAAAUAUCAGUUACUUUCGAAAGUUUUCAUGAUUAUUAAGCCAAUUUAAGUUUUUUUUCGCGAGACUCCUCCUAUCCGAAUCGGUGAUAACAAGAAAUUGGUGAUGAUGAAUUGCUUCUCCUUCCCUCUUUGUUUAGUUAUCUAAUCCAGCUUUGUGAUUCAUGAAAUAAGUAUGCUUCUCUACUUCAAUUUUUGUAAUUUUUUCUUUCAAAUUCUAGGUUCUGGGGUCUUUUUCCAUAAUUGAUUUUGGAGUACUAAAACUCUCAAGUUUACUGAGUUUUCUCUCAUUCAAUAUGUUCUAUGGUUGUUUAAUUUUAGAUUGAGCUAUUUUAUAAAAUUUGAUUUUUUUGGCAAAUAAAUGAGAAAAAUUGAUGUAUUAAGUUGAAACAGGUUGAGUCUGUGACGCUUCACCCAAACUUUAGUCUUAUUUGUACUUCAAAACAGGUAAGUUUUCUCAUUAUGUAAUAGACUAGAAAAUCAGAACAUUUCUUUGCUGUCAUCUGAGUUGACUGUGCUUGGAUGAAUGAGAAUAACAUUUCUUUGUUGUCAUAUGUGAUCACUCCCGUUCAAUUUUUGCAACUGCCCAUCCCCUUUCAAAUUGGAUACAGAAUACAAGUUUUCAUCCCCUUUCAUCUGAAGCCAAGGAAACCAGCUGAUGAAAACAAGACCGGAGUAGAAGAGGCCCUGCAAAGAACUCUUUCGGAUGAGACGAAAAGUGAUUAUGAUAAUUUCAUUACAAUCAAAAAGAUCAAAUCCGAUCUUGAAACUGAACAAAACGCUAGAAAUGAAUUGUCCUAUUUGGGUAAGGAGAGUGGAGAUAAUCCAAUGAUUCUUGAGAUACUCAACCAAAAUCCCAGAAGUAAAACGCUCAGUAAUCAUGUCAAUGAUUUUAGUCUACCUUAACAAAUUAACUUCUGUACACAAACUCUCAAACAUGUUUGUUGUUGUUGUUGAGUAUUUCCUCUGUUAGUAGAGUUCUUUUCCAUUCUAUUUCCAUAAAAGUAUUCCUAUCAAAGCCUAUUGUAGACUGUUUUCGUACCAGUUUCUCUUAUGAUGUCAUCGUACCUUUGUACUGUCUGGUCGGUUCUACCUCGGCAACCGCGUGAGUAGUUUUGUUGUUGCCUCCCUAAACUUGAAGCCGCCAUUACUAACACCUAUAUAGAUUACAGAACCUGAGUUUGGAAUAUUUGUGAACGUAAUUGAGCAAGUUUGUGUGUAAUUGAACAAGUU